Molecule: messenger RNA, 1305 nt
Organism: Haliotis rufescens (red abalone)
Lineage: Eukaryota; Metazoa; Mollusca; Gastropoda; Lepetellida; Haliotidae
Exons: 3
Coding region: 132-854 (240 amino acids)
Source: RefSeq, a predicted model, not a curated record
UGAACAUACUGCGUGAUUCCUAGAGUCUGCAGUUUGACAGACACUUACACGCGGAUUGAUCAUUGUUCUACUUGUCCUGGGCGUGAACACGCGUAAGAUUUAUGUCACUAUAUAUAUUUGAUAUAUGAAGCAUGGAAAAAACAGGCUUUUAUAUUCUGAUUCUAUUUUUGCGAUUUUCGAAAGAUAUGAUUCAGGCCAUUCCAGACUGUGGGAACGUCACACACACUCAUGCCAUGACGUUUGACAACCGGCUGUUUUCAAGAUGGUUGUUGUGGACAAAACCAUCAACGAAAAGAAUUGAAUGUGCCAACAUCUGUUUCCGAGAGAAAACAUGUGUUAGUUUUCAAGUGAACACAGGAGAAUCUGUCUGUCGGGGGUACGCCGUCACCUUCAACGGAAACUCCGCAAGCGAUCCAGGUCCGGGGUAUAUGCUGUACGAAACUGAGAAAGCUACAGGAUUUAUUGGAUCUACAUGUCAGCAAAAUACAGACUGUUCCGUGACAAGGUCUGUCUGUGUCCACUCCGAGUGCAUGUGUGAUCCAGGGCUAUCCUUCUCACCACAACAAAAAUCUUGUGUUUCAACUUGCACGACGUACGGUCCCCAUUACACUAAAAUCCGUGGCUACUAUAUAGGCGGGAACAACAUGGCUACCUACACCGGCGUGACAGAACAACAGUGCACGGACCACUGUACAGCCAGAACCAACUUUGUCUGCCGUUCUGCAGACCGGCGAACCUCUGACGGGAGGUGUGACCUGAGCUCCCAAACUCUUAUGACUGUUGCCUCAUCGGACUACAGAAUAGAGGCGGAUCCUACAAUUAUGACCCAAUUUUCCAGAGAUUGCGAAGCCUGAUCUGAGCACCUAAAAUGCAUGUUCCUCUAUGAUUCGAAAUCAGCUAAUCAACAGCGAGGAAAUGUAUAUAUGUCCCUAGCAGUACGAUUUAUUCGGUCAUUCGGUCAGUGGUUCUCACUUUGUAAUGGAGGAUUUGGCUUACACUGAGUCUUGUGGUUUGGUUUGGUUUGAUUGUUGUUUAACGCCGCACUCAGCAAUAUUCCCGAUCUCGUUUGUCGCCUCUUACGACAAGCAUAUACUGUUUAUUUAUGUGUUCAUGUUAGACGUGCACAAUGCCCGAUCUAAAUCAGUCCUGAGUACUGUUCUUGCCGUUGUAGUCGAUGUUGCUGAUGAUGUGAAUUAACAUUCGUUGAUGGCAGAGCUUAUGCCUGUCUAUAAAUCCACAAGCAUUUACGUGGGACAUUGUUAAUGCUGUUUUCUCUGAAUAGACGUUUCUUCUAAGGAAUACAAA